UGAGAGUUUCUUAAGUGUGGGAAUUCCUGAACUGUGGGAUCUGUUGAGUAAUCUCCCGUCCUGCUGAUUAUAUGACCCUGAAUGUUUGAGAGCUGGACCAAACAAGAAGGCCGACCUCUGAGGAGCGCAUCAUGAAGCUGAAUUUGGCUGCAAGACUGUCAUCUUUGGCAUUGUUGUCCGUCCUUCUGUCUUCAGCUAGCUGUCAGCAGCCUCUAAACUGCAGAUGGGGGCCUUAUGGAGAUUGGUCUGUGUGUGACGGCUGCUCCAGAACAAAGGUGCGAACUCGCCAUGUAGAGGUGUACGCCCAGUUUGGGGGUGUGCCAUGUCCAGGAGAAGCCACAGAAACACAUCCGUGUGUCCCGCUGAAAGGAUGUCCCCUGGAAACAGGCUGUGGAGACAGGUUCCGCUGUACCGCUGGUCAGUGUAUCAGCAGGUCUCUGGUGUGUAAUGGAGAUCAGGACUGUGAGGAUGGUCUGGAUGAGAGAAACUGUGAUGAGGACAGAAGCCACUACUCAUGUGACAUCGACAAAACACCUCCCAACUCUGACUUCACUGGCAGAGGGUACGAUGUGCUGACGGGUAAACUGAGAGCAGGUGUGAUCAACACUCUGAGCUUCGGGGGGCAGUGCAGGAAGGUUUUCAGUGGAGACCAUAAAGUCUUUUAUAGACUUCCUCAGAACAUCCUCAGGUACAACUUUGAGGUGACAGUUGAAAAUGAAGAGAGCGAUGAGUCCUAUGAAAGCUCCUGGUCUUACAUGCAGCACAUCACGGCCAACGCUUUGUUUGGACACGACCGUCGCACUUUCCACAAGCAGCUCACUGACAACAAGGCUCACAGACUUUUAAUCCUGAAGAAUAAAGUGGAGCUGGCCCAGUUUCAGAACUCGGCCCCCGAGUAUCUCACUCUGGCUGAAGGCUUCUGGAAGGCUGUAUCCUCGCUGCCUCACACAUACGACUACUCAGCCUACCGGCAGCUGCUGCAAAUGUACGGCACACAUUACCUUUCAGAGGGCUCGCUGGGAGGGGACUAUCAGGCUCUGUUGGAGCUGGACCGUCAGGCACUUGAAUCAACCAGUACAACAAAUAUAGACUACCAGAGGUGUUGGAGAAAAGUGAAACGCCGUUUCUUCAGGAAGAAAGUCAAAACUGUCUGUGAAAAACUGACCAAAGCCUUUGCAUCCAGCCACGGACACAGCAACAACAAAAUGCCCAUUAAGGUCAACGUGUUUGGAGGAGAUCCAUCCCUCAUCGCUGCUCUGAGUCUUCUGGAUCUGGAGAACCCAGAAGCUAAUGGAGAGAUCUACGACAACUGGGCGUCGUCUGUCAAAGACUUCCCUGGAGUCGUAGACCAGAAGCUGCGCCCUCUGUACGAGCUGGUGAAGGAGGUGCAGUGUGCAGGUUUAAAGAAGCUCCAUCUGAAAAGAGCCACAGAGGAGUACCUGACGGAGGAGCAUCCCUGUCACUGCAGGCCCUGCCAGAACAACGGGCAGCCUCUGCUGACCGGCACAGAGUGUCGCUGCGUCUGCCGGCCGGGAACGUCAGGACAAGCGUGUGAGGGGGGAGCUGUGAUCGGAGAACAACCAGGGGUUAUCCAUGGCAGCUGGAGCUGCUGGUCCUCCUGGGGAUCCUGCUCUGGAGGUCAGAGGUCAAGGACCAGAAGUUGCAACAACCCCUCCCCCAGCAGAGGAGGUCACCACUGCUCCGGACUGCAGGCAGAGCAGAAGCCUUGUGAGGACGGAGAAAUCGAGUACUUAAAGGUGAUGGAGCCGCAGUGCUUUAGUCUCUCGGUGCCUCCUCCAAAGAUAUGUGGGCCGCCUCCAAACCUCAGGAAUGGAUUUAUUCAGAAUCCCAGAGAUUUUUACCUGGUUGGGAACACAGUGGCGUACUCCUGCAUAGACGAUCAUUACCUCAGUGGAGACGCUGUAGCUGAAUGCACUGAAAACCAGAAAUGGAGAACAGGAGAGAUGGUUUGUAAAAGUUCAACAUGUGAGAUUCCAACACUCAACAGGGAAGUUUUGACCACACCCACCAAAGCAGCCUAUCAGAUUGGAGACAGAGUGUCCCUGUCCUGUCCUGCAGGAUCACUGCUGGAAGGAGAGGUGUCAGAGAUCAUGUGCAGUCCCAGUCUGCUGUGGUCUCCCUCUCCAGCUGACGUGCUUUGUAAAGCUGUCCCCACAGCUCCCCCUCCUGCAUCUGGCCUGAAGUGUAAACUGUGGGAGACAGUAGGAGAAAAUGAGUGUGUGUGCAAAAUGCCAUUUCAGUGCACGACUUCCCUGCAGUUGUGUGCCAGACUCAGCUCAAGUCAAACCCGUCUGCUCGGUGUGUGUCAGCUGGGAGCUCUGCAGUGUAUGGGGCGGAGCUUCACGCUGGUCAGUGACAGCGAAUGUAACUGGCCAGAGGAGACGUCCUGCACGGACUGCAAACCAGGGACAGUCUGUCAGGAAUCAACCGGAAAGUGUGUGUGCCUGAACGCCUCAGAGUGCCCCAAAGACUCUGCACCCCUGUGCAUCAGCUCAGGUGAUGGGAGCGCUGCCAUGACGAUAACCGAAUGCGAGGCGGGAGCCAGAAGGUGUUCUGGGGAGCGGCUCAAUGUCAUCAGUAUUGAGGCUUGUCCAGAAUAAAGAUGCCUCUCUCUUCUUCCCUCACAUUGUACAUAAAGCUGGAACUUUACUCUUCUCAAUAACCGGACUGUAAAUAACAAACAAUAUUUUUUCCGACACUUGAAUUGUGUGACUAUGUUUCGCUCCUGUCCUUUAGUUUAUUCUUUAUUUAUCAUAGAUGAUUGAAGCCAUUUGAAUUUAAUAUAUUGUAAACGUGCUGUAGGUAAAAUUUUAACCAGUAAGCAAAAUGAGCAGAACUAAUUGAAUAAAAUAUAACCAAGA
Molecule: messenger RNA, 2882 nt
Organism: Labrus mixtus (cuckoo wrasse)
Lineage: Eukaryota; Metazoa; Chordata; Actinopteri; Labriformes; Labridae
Gene: c7b
Product: complement component 7b
Exons: 18
Coding region: 132-2621 (829 amino acids)
Biological process (GO): immune response
Cellular component (GO): membrane attack complex
Molecular function (GO): protein binding
Source: RefSeq, a predicted model, not a curated record